GGGAGAGAGAGGAGGGGGCGGAGCCAGCGCUGCUCCUGCCGCCUGGGAUUGAUGGAUGAGUUGCUCCUUGGGCGAGGAGGGUGUCUUGGAGAGAGAGACAGAGAGACAGAGAGAGCGGCGGAGAGAAGAAGGGAAGAAGCGAGGCAGCGGUGUGCCAGGGGCUGCUUCCUCCUUGCCUUGCUCUUCUUCUCCUCCUUCUCCUUCGUGACCCCCUUCUCCGCCAAGGGGGAGACCAUGCUGGGGGCAGCCCCUCGCUAGAGCCCGGCAGCAUGGCUCCGAGGAAGCGGGCGGCGGCGGCGGCGCGGUGGGCUCUGCUGCUGCUUGCCUCCUGGGCGGCCCUUGGCGUCUCCGGGGCCGGCGCCUGUCCCGCCUUGUGCGCCUGCAGCGGCACCACCGUCGACUGCCACGGGCUGGGGCUCCGCGCCGUCCCCAAGAACAUCCCCCGCGGCGCAGAGAGGCUGGAGCUGAAUGGAAACAACAUCACCCGCAUCAACAAACAUGACUUUGCUGGACUGAAGCAGUUGCGAGUUUUGCAGCUGAUGGAAAACCAGAUCAGUGUGGUGGAGCGAGGGGUGUUCGACGACAUGAAGGAGCUCGAGCGACUACGCCUGAAUCGGAACCAGCUGCACACAUUGCCAGAGCUGUUGUUCCAGAAUAACCAGGCGUUGUCUCGACUGGACCUGAGUGAGAACCUCCUCCAAGCUGUGCCCAGGAAGGCAUUCCGUGGAGCUACUGACCUCAAGAACCUGCAACUGGAUAAGAACCACAUAAGUUGCAUUGAAGAAGGCGCUUUCCGUGCUCUUCGAGGCUUGGAAGUUUUGACCUUGAACAACAAUAACAUCACCACCAUCCCUAUCUCCAGCUUCAACCACAUGCCCAAACUGCGCACCUUCCGCUUGCAUUCCAACCAGCUAUUCUGUGAUUGCCAUUUGGGUUGGCUUUCCCAGUGGCUGCGCCAGCGGCCAACCAUCGGGCUCUUCACUCAGUGUGCUGGUCCUCCUGCUUUACGUGGCCUCAACGUUGCAGAAAUCCAGAAGAAUGAAUUCACCUGCACAGGCCAGGAUGAUGCUAACAGGGCCCAAAUCUGCAGUUUUUCAUCCGGUUCCUGCCCUGCCAUGUGCACCUGCAGCAAUGGCAUUGUGGACUGUCGGGGAAAGGGGCUGAUAGCCAUCCCUGCCAACUUGCCUGAGACCAUGACUGAGAUACGUUUGGAGCUGAACGGCAUCAAAUCUAUCCCUCCUGGAGCUUUCUCAUCGUACAAGAAGCUGCGCAGGAUAGACCUGAGCAACAACCAGAUCUCAGAACUUGCACCUGAUGCUUUCCAAGGCCUGCGCUCACUCAACUCUUUAGUCUUGUAUGGGAACAAGAUCACAGAGCUCCCUAAAGGGGUAUUUGGAGGCCUGUAUGCACUGCAGCUGUUGCUCCUCAAUGCCAACAAGAUUAACUGCAUCCGGGCAGAUACCUUUGCUGAUCUACAGAACCUGUCACUGCUCUCGCUCUAUGACAACAAGAUCCAGACCCUGGCCAAGGGCACCUUUACCACAUUGCGUGCCAUCCAGACCCUCCAUCUGGCCCAGAAUCCUUUUAUCUGCGACUGCAACCUGAAGUGGCUGGCAGACUUCUUGCGUGCCAAUCCCAUUGAGACAAGUGGCGCUCGCUGUGCCAGCCCCCGCCGCCUGGCAAACAAGCGCAUCGGACAGAUCAAGAGCAAGAAAUUCCGUUGCUCCCCCAAGGAGCAGUACUUCAUCCCAGGUACGGAGGAUUAUCAGUUGAACAGUGAAUGCCACAGUGAUGUGGUCUGCCCACCCAAGUGCCGUUGUGAAGCCAAUGUGGUGGAGUGUUCCAACCUGAAACUGACAAAGAUCCCAGAGCGCCUCCCACAGGCCACUGCUGAAUUGCGCCUGAACAACAAUGAGAUUACAGUGCUGGAAGCUACAGGAAUUUUUAAGAAGCUCCCACACUUAAAGAAAAUAAAUCUGAGCAACAACAAAGUGUCUGAGAUUGAGGAUGGGGCCUUCGAAGGGGCUGCCUCUGUCAGCGAGUUACACCUGACAGCUAACCAACUGGAUUCAGUGCGCAGCUCCAUGUUCCGGGGUCUUGAGGGGCUUCGGACACUGAUGCUGAGGAACAACCGCAUCAACUGCAUCCACAACGACAGCUUCACAGGGCUGCGGAAUGUGCGCCUUCUCUCCUUGUAUGACAAUCAGAUCAGCACUAUUUCACCCGGUGCCUUUGACACGCUGCAAUCCCUCUCUACUCUGAACCUGCUGGCAAACCCUUUCAAUUGCAAUUGCCGCUUGGCCUGGUUGGGCGACUGGCUUCGCAAGAGGAAGAUUGUGACGGGGAACCCACGCUGCCACAAUCCUGAUUUCUUGCGCCAAAUCCCACUGCAAGAUGUUGCCUUCCCCGACUUCAGGUGUGAGGAAGGCCAGGAGGAGACCAGCUGUUUCCCACGCCCUCAAUGCCCACAAGAGUGCACUUGUUUAGACACUGUUGUCCGCUGCAGCAACAAGCACCUGAAAGCCCUCCCCAAAGGGAUACCCAAGAACGUCACUGAACUCUACCUUGAUGGCAACCAAUUCACCUUGGUCCCUGGACAGCUCUCCACUUUCCGUUAUCUUCAGCUGGUGGAUCUCAGCAACAACAAGAUCAGCUCUCUGAGCAACUCAUCUUUCACCAACAUGAGCCAGCUCACCACCUUGAUUCUCAGCUACAAUGCACUGCAGUGUAUCCCACCACUGGCCUUUGAGGGGCUCCGUUCGCUACGGCUGCUGUCUCUCCAUGGAAAUGAUGUCUCUAUGCUUCCGGAAGGAAUCUUUGCUGAUGUCACCUCUCUAUCUCACCUAGCCAUUGGUGCCAACCCCCUGUACUGUGAUUGUCACAUGCGCUGGCUCUCAGGUUGGGUCAAAACUGGCUACAAAGAGCCUGGCAUUGCCCGUUGUGCUGGCCCUACUGACAUGGAAGGUAAACUGCUGCUCACCACUCCAGCCAAAAAGUUUGAGUGCCAAGCCCCUCCCUCAGUAGCCAUCCAGGCCAAGUGCAACCCCUGCCUUUCCAGUCCCUGUCAAAACAAGGGCACCUGCCAGCAAGAUCCUCUGGAUUCCUACCACUGUGCCUGCCCCAGCAAGUACAAGGGAAGAAACUGUGAAGUCUCUGUUGACAGUUGCUCCAGCGGGCCCUGUGAGAAUGGUGGGACGUGCCAAUCCCACGAUGGAGCUGGAGUUGGCUUUAUGUGUUCCUGCAUAGAUGGAUUUGAAGGAGCAACCUGCAGUCUGAAGACCAGAAGCUGCAAUGACAGCAGCUGCAAGAACGGUGGCACCUGCAUUACUGGCACCUCCAAUUACACCUGCACCUGCCUUCCUUUCUACACAGGAACUUACUGUGAGCAGCUAGUGGAUGUCUGCUCCCCAGAGCUCAACCCUUGCCAGCACGGGGCCAUAUGCAGGACCUCCUCUGAUGGACCCAAGUGUGAGUGCAUGCCUGGCUAUAUGGGGGAUAACUGUAGCAUGGACUACGAUGAUUGCUUGGAUCACCGAUGCCAAAACAACGCCAAAUGCCUUGACGAGCCAAAUGGGUAUUCCUGCCUCUGUGCUGGAGGCUACAGUGGUCAGCUCUGUGAGAUACCACCCCAUCGCUCCCUCCAGCCUACCCCCUGUGAGAGGGCAGAAUGCCAGAAUGGUGCCAACUGUGUGGAGCUUGGCAGUCGUGCCUUAUGCCAGUGCCUCCCUGGCUUUGGAGGUCCCAAAUGUGAGAAGCUACUGAGUGUCAAUUUUGUGGACCGGGACACAUACCUACAGUUCACUGACCUGCAAAACUGGCCCAGUGCCAACAUCACCUUGCAGGUCUCUACAGCUGAAGAUAAUGGAAUCCUUUUGUAUAAUGGGGACACUGACCAUAUGGCAGUUGAGUUAUACCAAGGGCAUGUGCGUGUCAGCUAUGAUCCCGGCACUUACCCCAGUUCUGCUAUUUACAGUGCAGAGACCAUUAAUGAUGGACAGUUCCAUACAGUGGAACUGGUGACCUUUGAGCGGAUGGUGAAUCUCUCCAUUGAUGGAGGGGACCCCAUGACCAUGGAUGGCUUUGGCAAGGUCCACACACUGAACCCUGACGCUCCACUCUACGUUGGAGGGAUGCCUGUGGAUGUGAACUCUGCUGCCUUCCGCCUCUGGCAGAUCCUGAAUGGUUCCAGUUUCCACGGCUGUAUUCGCAACCUUUAUAUCAACAAUGAACUGCAGGAUUUCACCAAGACUCAGAUGAAGCCAGGUGUGGUGCCUGGCUGUGAGCCUUGUCGCAAGCUCUACUGUCUGCAUGGCAUUUGUCAACCCAACACCCCUCAUGGCCCUAUUUGCCAUUGUGAUCCAGGCUGGGUGGGACCCCAUUGUGACCAGCCCAUUAGCAACCCUUGCCAAGGGCACAAGUGUGUGCAUGGCAUUUGUGUACCCCUGGAUCCACUCUCCUAUAGCUGCCAGUGCCAUGAGGACUACAAGGGGGCCUUGUGCAACCAGCAAGGGGAGCUCCACAACCCUUGCAAGAAUUUGCAGUGUGUUCAUGGUCAGUGCCAGAUCUCAGACACAGGAGAAGCCUACUGUGAAUGCAACGGGGGAUUUGAUGGGGACCUCUGUGACCAAGAGUCAGAGUGUCGGGGUGAGGCCAUGCGUGAUUUCCACCAGGUCCAGCGUGGAUAUGCCAUCUGCCAGACCACUCGGCCUGUCUCAUGGGUGGAGUGCCGAGGAUCCUGCCCGGGACCAGGCUGCUGUGUAGGACUGCGUCUCAAGCGCAGGAAAUACACCUUUGAGUGCAGCGAUGGCUCUUCCUUUGUGGAGGAAGUGGAAAAACCCAGCAAAUGUGGCUGUUCCCAGUGCAUGUAGUCUCCGGCAAGGGACAGGCCAGAGACCAGUGGGCCAGGCCUGGCCUGACAGAGGCCUUGGGAACUUCUCCUCUUGCCCCUGUUGCUGGGAGGGGGGUGGGGUAGAGGCUCCAUUUGGCAGCUGAGCAGCUCUCUUUGGCUUGGCAACAGUGGCUCUUCUGGAUGGACCAGACAAAAGUGUAGAUAGAAGACUUUUGCUGGCAAAUCCAGCUGAACAGAUGUAUUUAUAUCCAGCACAGACUUUACCUGGGGCCACUGUUUGUACCCAGUAUGGAUUCUCAUCACUCUAGCCAUGCCUGUUUGUGAUGUCCUGAAAGGCCAUGCCUAGCCAAGCAUCAGGAUCCUGUCAUUUCAUGUCUUCUCAUUUUACCCGGUGUUGAAGCCUGCUACGUGCCUGCUUUCUUUUGUUAGCCAGCUCUGUGUUCUGUUUUUUUCCUGAGUAGCCACUCUAGCUUCUCUCCUUAUCCCCCUGCUCAUUGCCACCUCAUCUUCCAUUUAUGGGGUUCAAUUGCAAGCAAUUUAGAGACAAGAGGCAGCAGCCAUGGACAAGGGCAGACAAGGUCUUAUAGGACCAGAAUAAUUUGAAGAAGGAAGGGGUCUGCAUUUUUUACUGCUUCUUACAACUUAAUAGUCACUAAAUAGUAAGGUAUAAAAUCAGCUUAAUUUCGAGGCAUGCCAUGUUAGGAUCAUAUAUUGAGAACUACCUAGAAGGAAGUGAAGGUUGGCUAAGCCACUGGCAUUAGCAGGAAUAGACAUGCUUUGUCUAUGCUCACUUGUAUACAGUGGAUCUUACCUCCUGAGUAUUUGGUUGUAUGAAGAGUGGAGGAAGCUUGACUUUUUUCACAUUGCAACUGUUGGGUAUAGGACAUAGACUAGACCAAGCUCCCUGACUGUGAGUUAAAAUUUUGCAGUUUCUAUGAUGUGCAUUCAAGAACAGGAAGAAUUUAGUUUCUCUGGUUCCUUCUGUGUUCCCAUAACCAAUACUACGUAGCAUUCCACAUUAUAGAAUCAUUUUCUGUGUAAAAUGCCACCUGUUUGCUGAAACAAAAGGUCUGGAUAUUUGAGGAAGGUGGUUCUUUAAAUCAACAGCUGCCAACUCCAAGAUACUCAUAUCCAUACCCAUCACAGUCACUUUCAUCUGCCUUUUUAGAAGGGUAUAGGUAGGAGGAUGGAUAGCAUGUGUCUUUUGCACUCAACUGACAGUAGCGUUUUCCUCCCAAAAUGCAACAUCAUACACCAGGUCACCCAUAAUGUAGCCUUGCCCAUGCACAAUGGCGUGUAGUAAACAAAGCACUGCCCUCCAUGAAAUCUGAAGCACAGACUAUCAAGUAGGAACUUUAGACUCUGCCCAUCCAGGCCACAGGCGAAACUAGGUCUGUGCCAUGACAUCUAAGAAAACAAGGUGGCUCUCCAACAUCUAGGCAUUCAAAAUAAACUAACCCGACAGUG
Messenger RNA from Anolis sagrei ordinatus, 6316 nucleotides. It is a transcript of the gene SLIT1, whose product is annotated as slit guidance ligand 1. Gene Ontology annotation, molecular function: calcium ion binding; Roundabout binding; heparin binding. Lineage: Eukaryota; Metazoa; Chordata; Lepidosauria; Squamata; Anolidae. Gene Ontology annotation, biological process: axon guidance. The record is from RefSeq and is a predicted model, not a curated record.